Messenger RNA from Cotesia glomerata, 1039 nucleotides. RefSeq names its product surfeit locus protein 1 (gene Surf1). Gene Ontology annotation, cellular component: membrane; mitochondrion. Gene Ontology annotation, biological process: mitochondrial respiratory chain complex IV assembly. The coding region runs from base 87 to 1010 and encodes 307 amino acids. Lineage: Eukaryota; Metazoa; Arthropoda; Insecta; Hymenoptera; Braconidae. The transcript is spliced from 2 exons. The record is from RefSeq and is a predicted model, not a curated record.
AAAAAAAUGACAAUUUAAAAAAAAAAAGUUAAAUUAUUAUUAUAAAUUUAUAAAAUUAUCAGUUAUGAUAAACAGUGUUGUUAAAAAUGAGUUUACUAUCACUUACAUCCGGGGUAAUUAGACUCAGAAGCCAUUUAAUAAACCUACGAUGUUUAAGCGAUCAGAAAUUACCAAAGCCUAAUUUAAGAUUCAAGGAAGCUCAUCCAAAAUCUAAGCUUUUUGACUCCAAAGCCGAAGUAGCCGAGUAUGAGAAACAGCAAAAAAAUGAAUCAGGUCCCAUAAAAUGGAUUUUGCUUGGUGUACCAAUCGUGACUUUUAUUCUUGGUACCUGGCAAGUAGAGAGGCGUAAAUGGAAACUUAAUUUGCUCGAAGAUCUCCACAGAAGGACGCACUCUGAACCAAAACCUUUGCCAGAAAAUCUGUCAGAGCUAUUGGAAAUGGAAUACUGUCCCAUCAAAGUAAAGGGAAAAUUCUUGUAUGAGAAAGAGUUUACAGUAGGUCCAAAAAGUUUGAUUGUUGACGGUGUUGGUACAUCGGAAAAAGGAGGCGGAGGUGGUAUAAUUGGAGGCGGAGGACGUACUGGAUUCUGGGUGAUUACUCCAUUCAAAUUAGAAGAUCGUGACCUGACAAUUUUGAUCAACCGAGGCUGGAUUCCGACGAGGAUAGACAAGUAUCCAGUUAAAAAAUUAGCACAUAUUCCAGGCACUUUCGAGAUAACAGGAUUACUGAGGUUACAUGAAGAGCGACCACCAUUUAUGCCCAAGAAUAAACCUGAGAGCAAUUUAUGGUUCCAUAGAGAUCUCAGAGCCAUGGCAGAGGCUACCUGUGCUGAUCCGAUUUAUCUUGACUUGGUAGCACGUGAUGGUGCACCUGGUGGUCCAAUUGCUGGACAGACGCGUGUGUAUCUGAGGAAUGAACACUUUAGCUAUAUUGUUACUUGGUACUUGUUGUCAAUAAUAACAUCUUGGUUUUGGUACAGAUUAUACAUACAAAAACUACCACUUUUGUAAUUUUGUCAAUAAACAUAAGUCACUUAUAA